Messenger RNA from Symbiodinium sp. CCMP2592, 3069 nucleotides. The record is from the annotation of a GenBank genome assembly. NCBI's taxonomy places the organism in Eukaryota, Dinophyceae, Suessiales, Symbiodiniaceae.
AUGCCACCCAUGGCUGCCAUGGCCAUGCCAAUCCCGGCUGCCUCUUUGCCUCCCGUCCUGGCAUCACCUGCAGAGGUGAAGGCGGCGAGUUCCGCUUGGACCCCACAGCUGGAACGGGGACACAGGAGCCGUCAUGGCGGCGCGAAGAUGGCUGGAGCGGCAACGUUUCUGAUUGGUGGGGUCGCAGCAUCUGCGAGCCGAAGGAGGCUUCGGCAAAGUGCGAAGAGCAAGCACUGCAAGGUGGUCGUGGCUGUUGGCAGCACAAUAGAAACACUGGAGAAAGACGAGCUCACCGAUGAAGAAUUGCAGUCGCUUUUUGACGCUGCUUCGGAGGGGAAGGACGUCGUCACUUUCGACCAAGCUGCAAGCCUGGAGGGCGUGGACGCGGUCCUGGAGGAGGGAGCUGCGAAUGUCGAGGAGCUAAAGGUGAUUUGGGGGGACCCCGACGAGCCACUGGAUUUCGAGGGCUUCAGUCGCUGGUACAAUGACGUGCUCAAGCUGUAUGAUUCCUUCCUCUGGCAAGAUGCGGUAGCACCUCCAUCAGAUGUGUUCGAUGAUGAAGAGCAGGGUCUGGAGGACAUGAAUAAUUUGGACGACGAGCAGCUUUUAGAGGAUGCUCCAGCUGUCGGAGUGCAAGUGGAGCAGUUGAGCACCAGCGCUCUCAAGCCAAAGCAGAAGAUGAUGUACGGAACUCUGACCGACAAAGUUCCCGAGUACCAGAAGCCUCCAUGGAAACUUGCCGAAGAGAUCAUCACCGGAAAGACCGAUGAUUACUUGGAAGACUACAGCGUCGAAGAUGAAGGGGCCGGCCGGAGCACAGAGGGCAUGGCAACCCCGUCUGCCGGUGGCGGAAGGCAGAAUGUGGAAAUCACACAGCUUUUUCGACAGGCCUGCGACGAGAAGAACCUCCUGUCCUUCGAUGCGCUGAAAGAGAUUUCUGAGUUUGAGGACAUGCUCGAGCAGGAGGACAUCUCGGAGGAGGAGCUUGAGGAGAUAUGGGACGAGCUGCCGAAGAAGAAUGGUGACUUCAUCGAUGUGCUGGCCUUCAGGGACUUGCUGGCCAAGGUUGACGAGCUCUUCGAGUACGUCGAAGAGGACGAGGAGGAAGAUCCCGAAGAGCAGGCUCUCAUGCAGGUUGAGGGCAAAGGCGGCAUUUCCAAAGCAAAGAAGCGCGGUUUGCAAACCGUCAAGCAGGAUUUGCUGGAUGCCAUCGCCAGGCUGGAGGCUCAAACGGACAAGCCUGCCGGCUUGGGCUCCACGGAAGAAAAAGACGGCGAAGUCGUGAAGCUCGCUGGUGAGUUGGAAGACGUCUGGCGUGAUCAGGUUGGCGAUCUGAACAAAUUCGACGGCGCUAAGUUUGAAGGCACAUGGGAACUCAUCUAUUCCACGUCUGUGAAGUUCCGAAGAUGGGGAUCCGUCCUCAACGGCGUUCGGGAGAUCAAAAACGGCGAGUUUGAAGCCCUUGUGCAGAAAUUCAGCCCCGGUGACGAUUCAAAAUAUGAGAGUUUCAAUGAGUACGAUAUGGAGGAAGUGUUCAAGGCUCCCAACGAGGACGGCGAGGAGGUUGAACUGUGCAUGCGUGGACAGGGCUCCUGGCGAUUGGGCAUUCAGCAAAAUGUUGUCACCGGUGAAGAGGACGUUGUUAUGAAGCUCGAAAUUACAAAUGUCGAGUACGACACGCUCGAGGACACCGUUGAGUACUGUGGAGACAAGACGCUGAUGAGUCCGAUGUGCAGGACUUUCAGCUACGGCUUCCUCAGCUACAUGGACGAUGAGUACAGAGUAAUGAGGACGAGUCUGACGGGGAAGUCUCUCUACAUAUUCCAGAGAAUCAAAGAUGAGGACCCCUAUCAGCAUGCUGAGGCCUUGCGACCUGGAGGGCGUCUUUUGGUCCACGACUUCAUGGUCAACGACAGCCUCGAUGGUCCCGCACUGGGAGCACUUUGGGGACUCCAGCAUGUGACCGUCAACGCGCAGGGGCUUGGGCUCUGCCCGGCAGAGGUCAUCCGGCGCAUGGCUCAAGCAGGCUUCGAGGAGAACAAGUGCCAAACCCACGAGAUGAUCCACGGCAUGACCAAGCUCAUUGUCGCGCAUAAGGACGAUGGUGGCUACGGCCAGUUCUCGGGAGAUGGACUGGGAGAGGCAAGCGUUGCCGAGCUGCAGGCAGAGAUCAAACGUCUGCGGAAGAUGCUCCGACCGGAACUCCGACACACCACCACUGUGGCGCCCCCUGUGGCGCUGGCCGGCGCAACAGUGCAAGGAUCCAUUGCCGAGGAGAUGGUGCUUGUGUUGGUGAUCAGCCUCAUGGUGAUGCUGUGGACGGUGCCUCUCUUGAGGCCCUUCCGAUAUUGCUGUGAGACCAGGCUUCACAAGGUCUACCCCAUCAUCACAGUGGUCAACCUGCUUCUCCUAGCGGUCACGUUGCAUGCGCUAAAGUCCAUCACCUUCAACGACGUCUUCUUUGCCCUGGUCAACGGAUUCGAGGAUGCAGUCGAGAAGACCGAGCAGAUCCUUGUGGGCGUCGCCGCGCUCGUUGCGAUUGCGGUGGUGUGGAAGUUCAAAGAUCGCGUUUUCGAGGUCCUGGGUGUGGAAAAUGCAGCCUCAGUCUUCGGCGAUUUCCGUGACUGGGCCACGUGCUGGUCUAUGAAGCGCUUUCACCCGGUAGAACUGUUCAUUUGGAAGGUCGAAGGGCUUCCCUCUGCUCGUCUACACUCGCUCAACGAUGUCUUUUGCGAAGUCUCGCUGGGCUACAACAUGACCAUGAAAACACGGGUGCAUCACCGAGCUGGGCACUCCUGCGUUUUCAAGGAAACCCUCCAGCUCAAUUUCGACCCGUACGAUUCUGAACACAGGUUGACGCUGAGCAUCAAAAGCCAGGAAGUUGUCGGGGCGGCCGAGAUCGUGCAGUUGCAGUUGGGUGCGGAUAAGGUGAGGCAGCUGGAGGAGCCCGCGUCGAAAGAUCUUGGCUCGGGCAGGCCCAUUGGCUGGGGCAGCAAAGCUGAUACAGCAGUUUGGGCACAAGAGAACUUCAAGUGCAUGGACUUGGUCAGAAGCUUAAGUUGCCGAUAG